Messenger RNA from Pectinophora gossypiella (pink bollworm), 1863 nucleotides. It is a transcript of the gene AsnS, whose product is annotated as asparagine synthetase [glutamine-hydrolyzing]. Gene Ontology annotation, cellular component: cytosol. Gene Ontology annotation, molecular function: asparagine synthase (glutamine-hydrolyzing) activity. The record is from RefSeq and is a predicted model, not a curated record. The coding region runs from base 163 to 1818 and encodes 551 amino acids. Lineage: Eukaryota; Metazoa; Arthropoda; Insecta; Lepidoptera; Gelechiidae. The transcript has 2 exons.
GCGCACUAUAUAUCUAGGGGGUUUUGCCGUGCGCGUGGCCCAACUUGACAGUUCGUAUCAGACGGCAGCAAUAGGAGUGUCGCGCGUAUAAUACUAAUAUUGUAACCUGUAAACCGGCGAUCUUUAUCAGUUCAACUAAGAAUUCGAUUACGAUAAGUCAAAAUGUGCGGCAUUUGGGCGACAUUCGGGGUGGACGGGGGGCUGAGUCCAACGUGUAUCAAGUGCUUCUCGGCCAUCAAGCAUCGCGGGCCAGACGCGUGGCGCAUCGAACAGGACUCGCGCGAGCCACUCGCCAUCCUCGGCUUCCAGCGGCUCGCCAUCGUCGACGGCCUGCACGGUAUGCAGCCCAUGCGCCUGCACUGCUACCCCCGCACCACCCUCAUCUGCAACGGCGAAAUCUACAACUGCAAACGCCUCCAAGCUCAAUACGAAUUCCCCUACGAAACGAAAUGCGACGUCGAAGCCAUCAUUCAUAGCUACCAAACCUUUGGAAUCGCCGAAACCGUCAAGAAACUCGACGGUGUUUUCGCGUUCUGCUUAGUUGAUGGUGAGAAGAGGAAAGUUCAUAUCGCGAGGGAUCCAUAUGGUGUCCGCCCUCUCUUCAGAUUCCACGAUGAAGAAAACGGUGUCCUUGCCAUCUGCUCAGAGGCAAAAGGUUUGAUAGGAUAUAAGCAAAAGGGAAGCGAAAAUUCAACACUAGGACAAUUCAAGCCAGGACACUUUGAAACUUGGAGUAUAUUGGAUUCCGGCAAGGUGAAGCUCGACCAAACAGAGCAAUACUAUAAACCUGGUAUGCCCCCACAUUUUACACCAUUCAUUUCAGAAGAAGACCUAUCAACAAUGAACGUGUAUGAAAAGACUGCACACUUGCUAGAAGCUUCGUGUCGCAAACGAUUGAUGGCGGAGAGACGAAUAGGAUGUCUCCUGAGCGGCGGUUUAGAUUCGUCGUUGAUCGCCGCUUUAGUUGUCAAGCUUGCCAAAGAACAUAAGUUGCCAUAUAAAAUACAAACAUUCGCUAUAGGUAUGGGUGAAUCUCCCGAUCUUAUUGCUGCACGAACUGUCGCAGACCAUCUUGGUACUGAACAUCACGAGGUGCGAUUCGACGAAAACGAUGUGCGACAAGCAUUGGACAACGUAAUCUACCAUUUGGAAACAUUCGAUAUCACGACGAUUCGUGCCAGUUUACCUAUGUAUAUUUUAGCAAAAUACAUUAAAGAAAACACAGACACUACAGUGGUGUUCAGCGGAGAGGGCGCGGACGAGGUAGCUCAGGGGUACAUCUACUUCAGAGACGCGCCCUCAGCGACCGCCGGGCACGAGGAGAGCUUGCGGCUCCUGUCCGACAUUUAUCUAUACGAUGGCCUGCGAGCAGACCGAACAACGAGUGCCUUCAGUUUGGAACUUCGUGUACCAUUCCUAGAUAUCCAAUUUACCAACCAUUACCUCAGCAUUGAUCCGAAACUGCGACAACCCCAAAAUGGCGUAGAAAAGCAUUUAUUAAGAAGCAGUUUUACGAAAAGCGGUCUUUUACCAGAUUCAAUAUUAUGGCGCCAUAAAGAAGCCUUCAGUGACGGUGUAGCGUCAGUAAAGAAAUCUUUGUUCACGACAAUAGGAGAGAUCAUCGCAGAGAGAUUUACAGACGAAAACAAACAAUACGAGGGUGUCAAGCCUACUACCACCGAGUCUACCUAUUACCGCUACGUUUUCGAGAAAUCAUUCCCGGGACAACAUAACUUUACACCCUAUUACUGGAUGCCGAAAUGGGUGCAAGUAUCAGAUCCUUCCGCCAGGUUUAUCAAACAUUAUGCAGCUACAUAGGAAAACGUGUAUAUUUCAAUAAAUGAAUGAUAAAUACCUAUUCAA